Messenger RNA from Drosophila montana, 652 nucleotides. Its product is annotated as C-type lectin 37Da. Lineage: Eukaryota; Metazoa; Arthropoda; Insecta; Diptera; Drosophilidae. The record is from RefSeq and is a predicted model, not a curated record. Gene Ontology annotation, molecular function: signaling receptor activity. Bases 56 to 640 code for a protein of 194 amino acids. The transcript is spliced from 2 exons.
CAGUUGUCGUUGAACGGCGGUUACAGUUAAUUAGAGUCGCAGCUAUCGAGCCAAGAUGCAUCCACAAGAAGAAGCACACCUAAUACUGUUGCGCCUGGUAAUCCUGAGCUGCUGUUGUGUACCGGCACUCUCCUAUCUGCCGGAUGUGAAUAUAUUCACAAACUACCGCACGGAGGUGUACAAUGGCAUUCCGUCGGACAUUGAUACGACACCGUUUAUACGGAUUGGCGACAACUACUAUUACAUUGAGCCGAUGAACAAGGUGAACUGGUUCCAGGCAGCGGCUGCCUGCCGCAUGAUGAACGCUCACUUGGCCUCCAUUGAGGAUAAGCCGGAACUGGAGGCGCUGGUCAAGUACAUAAAGGCCAAGGGCUUCAAGAAUAACGAUUACUUUUGGAUAUCCGGCAAUGAUCUGGGCACUGAGGGCGCCUUCUACUGGCUAUCAACUGGCCGCCCCAUGACCUUUGCACCCUGGAACGGACCCAAACAGAUGCCCGACAAUUACGGAGGCAACGAGAAUUGCGUCCACAUGUUCGGCACUCGGGAGCUGAUCAACGAUGCCAACUGUAAAAUAUUGAUGCUGUAUGUGUGCGAGGCCAGCGAUCCGAAGACCUUUAAGUUUACCUACAUCAAGUGGUAAACAGGACUAAAC